AUGGGUACUGAGGGGGAGAGAAUCAAUAUGGAGGUGAACAAUCGCAGACAAGAGAAGGGAUCUGCAAUCAACAUUAAUCAAUAUGCCACCAAAAAGACCCUUGCAGAGAGCAUGCUAGAUGUGGCACUGUUCAUGGCCAAUGCUACACAGUUAAAGGCAGUUCUGGAGCAAGGGCCGAGCUUCACCUAUUACGUCACGCUGAUCACUCUCAUCAGCCUGUCUCUGGCUCUUCAGGUCGUUAUUGGGAUCCUGCUGAUUAUCAUUGCUCGCAGGAACUUGAAUGAUGUCUCCAAGCAGCCAGGUCUGGAUGUGAUGAACAAUGUGGCCACAGCUCUUGUGUUUGUCACCGUCCUCAUCAAUAUCUUCAUUACAGCAUUUGGGGUGCAAAAAACUGGUCUCUACCCAUCACGGGGGCCUCGAGAGGUGCACUAAGUGGGCAAGACCUACAGACUUGCCAACGGUGAAGACUUUUGCACCUUCCUCAGCUGUGCUCUUCUUACAUCCUUGGACUAAACGUUAUGUGUUUCUGAAUAUUAAUUAUUAUUAGUAACAGUUGUUAGGUUUCAUGAUCUUGCUUCUCAUUCUUUGGUCAUUUAUUAAAAUCUACCUGUAAUUUUAAUAAACUUCCCACAAGUCAUAGUGAUAGUGAAGUUUUAAUCAGUGGGGGCCAGGGUGCUGAGACUCCCUCUGGUCGCUAAAAUGAGGGUCAGAAGCGCUCAGUUGAGUUCCUAUUCGGUUCUGCGGCCUUUUCUUUGAGAGCGGAAUGUGCAGUGUAGGAAUCCACAGAAAGUUCAUGGAUUUUCUGAUAAUCCACAUACUGCUUGUUCAGAGAACAGAAACACAGAAGCAGAGCGCUAAACUGAGCACUUCUUUC
Bufo bufo (common toad) is the source of this 874-nucleotide messenger RNA. It is a transcript of the gene NINJ2, whose product is annotated as ninjurin 2. Gene Ontology annotation, cellular component: membrane. The transcript has 6 exons. Bases 1 to 432 code for a protein of 143 amino acids. The record is from RefSeq and is a predicted model, not a curated record. Gene Ontology annotation, biological process: tissue regeneration; cell adhesion. NCBI's taxonomy places the organism in Eukaryota, Metazoa, Chordata, Amphibia, Anura, Bufonidae.